AUGACUAUGACUACUAUUGAUACAUUUCAAACAAACUGUACACUUAUUCUUUCCUCUCUUCCAAGCGACGUGUGUUACAACGAUAUUAUAAACACCUUUCAAAAAGAUGUGAAUUCAAUUAAAAGUAUCGAACUUAAAGGCUCAACCAUAUCGAUCGUUUUUCAUGACCACUUUACUCCGCUCAGAAUUUAUCAGACUAGAACAUCAUACAGAGUUAAAAAUGAGCCAAUCCAAAUAUAUUGGAAGCUUUCAAAAAAAGAGAUUGCUUCAAUAGAAUAUACCUACGCCUUUUUUGGUCUGAAACCCGAGUCUACAGAUAUGUCCGUUCAAGUCUGUUUGGGUGAGUAUGUUCAAAUCAAAUCAUUUCAUUUGAUUUGUAAUAAAUGUGGUGUCUAUUCCAUCAUCAAAUUUAGCACGUCUGAAGAUGUCGAGAAUGUCUUCAAGAACUAUUCUGAAAUCAAAGAAAAAAUUGGCACCGAGAAAUUUAGUAUUAAACAUUACAAAAAGGAGACAGAGACAGAGAAAUGUUUGGAAGUGAUAAUAAAAAACAUCCACCACGACUUAAUUGCAAAUUCGGAAUUUUUCGAGUACUUCAAUUCGUUUGGAAACAUCAAAAAUUUCAACCUCUCGGAAAUCAACCCAAAGUUCAACGACAAAAUGUUGUAUGUGGAGUAUUUCGAAGAAAAUGACGCGAAAACUUUUAUUAAAGAAGUUGAUGGGAAUGAUGUCUUUAAUUGUGACAUGCCCCUUUCAGCCAGUUUUGUAAGAAAGAAUGACACCAUCACAAUGGUUAACAACACAGACUACAAGAGAAAAGGCGUUGAAAACAGUUCGAAAAACAACAAUUUAUUUUUAUAUUAA
Molecule: messenger RNA, 861 nt
Organism: Entamoeba invadens IP1
Lineage: Eukaryota; Evosea; Mastigamoebida; Endamoebidae
Exons: 1
Coding region: 1-861 (286 amino acids)
Molecular function (GO): RNA binding
Source: RefSeq, a predicted model, not a curated record